Molecule: messenger RNA, 1197 nt
Organism: Microbotryum saponariae
Lineage: Eukaryota; Fungi; Basidiomycota; Microbotryomycetes; Microbotryales; Microbotryaceae
Source: the annotation of a GenBank genome assembly
AUGUGGCCGUUUACGCGGAGUAACAACGCCACGAACCUACCACAGGCCGAGCACAAACGCAACGACGACCACGUCGACCGAGACGACCGCGACGACUGCGACGAAGCCGUCCACCAGCAAGCAAUGGACUCGCACCCGCUUGACCCCACACUGGCCGAACCCCAAGAUGUACCACUCCCCUUCCGCUUCUCGACGAGCUCUUUCCUCUCCCUGAUCCCCGAAGUAUUGCACGGACCUUUACGCACGCUCUUGAUCCACUCGCUCCGACUCGGCCCUCUCCCGCCUCACAUCGCCUUCAUCAUGGACGGUAACCGACGUUCAGCCCGCCUGCGCUCCCUCCCCGUCCAAGUAGGACAUCAAGAAGGCUUCGAGGCCUUGAAGCGGGUCCUUAGCUUCUUGCUCAAGUUGGGGAUCUGCAACGUCACCGUUUAUGCGUUCUCGAUCGAGAACUUUAAUCGGCCUCCCGACGAGGUCGAUGCGCUGAUGGAUAUGGCCAGGGAACGAUUGGUCGAAAUUUGUCAAAAAGGGUCAGUGAUCAAACCCAUUCCUCGGUGUAGAGCACUGGACUGAGGGAUUCUUGACUUUACUAGCGCACUGUUGGACCGACAUGGCGUACAAAUCAGGAUUUUGGGACGACGCGAUCUUUUACCCGAGGACGUGCAAAUCGCUUGUUCCAAAGCCGAGGAAUUGACCCAGCACAACACAAAGUUUGUCAUAGUUCGACUUUGCCAAGUCGAAUGGCCGGAACUGAACAAUCUAUUCCUUCGUCCCACAGAGGCGUCCUAAACUUUUGUUGUCCCUACACGUCCCAAGAGGAGAUGCUCACCUCGAUCAAGCGAGCCUCUCGUCUUCCUCACUCGUACGUGCAUGUUUCUCACGCACUCUAGAUCACUAAACCCCCGCCAUUCCAGGCUCACCAGACCACCUGCUACCUGCAGUGAAAUCACCGACGAAUCCCUCUCCUCGCACCUCUACACCUCCCAUUCACCCCCCGUCGACAUACUCCUACGCACCUCGGCCGUCUCCCGUCUGUCCGAUUUCCUCCUCUACCAAUCGAACGAGGACACCGUACUGCAUUUCAUCGAACCAAACUGGCCGGAUAUCGGAGUCGUCGAUGUAUUGGGUCCCGUAUUGGUCUAUCAGAGUGAAGAGGUCGUGAGGAGAUUGAGGACGGCUGUGGGGUGGAUGAGAGGGUGA